AUUGGUGUGUUUUGCUUGUGCUCCAUUUGUCAUCUUGUAUUUGGCUGCUUAGAUUGCUCACAUAAAACACUGCACAACAACGGUGCUAUGGCGACCACACUAAUGAGAAUGGCUACCGCAUUACACAUCUGUUCAGCUUUUCUAGCCUGCUUCAUUUUAGCUAAUGUUUCCCUCUACUGGUCCUCUCAGCUAAAUCUACGAACGCUUGAGAAACAGUUUCGUCAGACGGAUUCCUUCGAAGAUGUAGAAAUGGAGUGUGAAAUCAGCAAUAUUUCAUCCACAAAUUCUUUUGUCGUUACGACGUUAACGUUCGGUGACUGGUUGAAUCUAACUUCUGAGUCCCUUCGCGAUAUAUUUGCACCAAACCAGUCUGAAACUCAUGCGCACUACAAAACAAUUUCGCUUUUCCAA
Messenger RNA from Opisthorchis viverrini, 411 nucleotides. RefSeq lists its product as hypothetical. The annotation marks the transcript as partial. Lineage: Eukaryota; Metazoa; Platyhelminthes; Trematoda; Opisthorchiida; Opisthorchiidae. The transcript is spliced from 3 exons. The record is from RefSeq and is a predicted model, not a curated record.